UCGGCCAUCAACCCACGGGGCCUGGCGUUUCCCAGAAGACCCAGCGCCGGGAAGGGGUUUGCAGCUGCUCCGUCAUCGUGCGGCCCAACGCGAGCCCGCGCUUGUGUACAGGCCCGGCUCGGUUCCUGGUCCCUGGUACCAGGAUUCACGCGAGGCCCCGGCCUCGGUCCCCGGACUAGGCCGCGACUCCGAGCGCCAUGAAACAGGAGGGCUCGGCGCGGCGCCGUGGCGCGGACAAGGCAAAGCCGCCGCCCGGUGGAGGAGAACAAGAACCACCACAGCCCCCGGCCCCCCAGGAUGUGGAGAUGAAAGAAGAGGCAGCGACGGGUAGCGGGUCAACCGGGGAGGCCGACGGCAAGACGGUGGCGGCAGCGGCUGAACACUCCCAGCGAGAACUGGACACCGUCACCUUGGAGGACAUCAAAGAGCAUGUGAAACAGCUGGAGAAGGCCGUUUCAGGCAAGGAGCCAAGAUUUGUCCUGCGGGCCCUGAGGAUGCUACCUUCCACAUCACGCCGCCUCAACCACUAUGUUCUGUAUAAAGCUGUGCAUGGCUUCUUCACCUCUAAUAAUGCCACUCGAGACUUCUUACUAUCCUUCCUAGAAGAGCCCAUGGACACAGAGGCUGAUUUACAGUUCCGGCCCCGCACAGGAAAAGCCGCAUCAGCCCCUCUCCUGCCUGAAGUGGAAGCCUAUCUCCAGCUCCUCAUGAUCAUCUUCCUGAUGAACAGCAAACGCUACAAAGAGGCACAGAAAAUCUCUGAUGACCUCAUGCAGAAGAUAAGUACUCAGAACCGCCGGGCCUUGGACCUUGUAGCUGCAAAAUGUUACUAUUAUCAUGCCAGGGUCUAUGAGUUCCUGGACAAGCUGGAUGUGGUACGCAGCUUCUUGCAUGCCCGACUCCGGACAGCCACCCUCCGGCAUGAUGCAGAUGGGCAGGCCACCCUGCUGAACCUCCUGCUGCGGAAUUACCUACACUACAGCUUGUAUGACCAGGCUGAAAAGCUGGUGUCCAAGUCCGUAUUUCCUGAGCAGGCCAACAACAAUGAGUGGGCCAGGUACCUCUACUACACAGGACGAAUCAAAGCCAUUCAGCUGGAGUACUCAGAGGCCCGGAGAACGAUGACCAAUGCCCUUCGMAAGGCCCCUCAGCACACAGCUGUCGGCUUUAAACAAACAGUGCACAAGCUUCUGAUUGUGGUGGAACUGUUGCUAGGGGAGAUCCCGGACCGGCUGCAGUUCCGUCAGCCCUCCCUCAAGCGCUCACUCAUGCCCUACUUCCUUCUCACCCAAGCUGUCAGGACAGGAAAUCUAGCAAAGUUCAACCAGGUCCUGGAUCAGUUUGGGGAGAAGUUUCAAGCAGAUGGGACCUACACCCUAAUCAUCCGACUUCGACACAAUGUGAUUAAGACAGGUGUGCGCAUGAUCAGCCUCUCCUACUCCCGCAUCUCCCUGGCCGACAUUGCUCAGAAGCUGCAGCUGGAUAGCCCAGAAGACGCAGAGUUUAUUGUUGCCAAGGCCAUCCGGGAUGGUGUCAUUGAAGCCAGCAUCAACCACGAGAAGGGCUAUGUCCAGUCUAAGGAGAUGACUGAUAUCUACUCCACCCGGGAACCCCAGCUGGCCUUCCACCAGCGCAUCUCCUUCUGCCUGGACAUCCACAACAUGUCUGUCAAGGCCAUGCGGUUUCCUCCCAAAUCAUACAACAAGGACUUGGAGUCUGCAGAGGAGCGGCGUGAGCGAGAGCAGCAGGACUUGGAGUUUGCCAAAGAGAUGGCAGAAGAUGAUGAUGACAGUUUCCCUUGAGRGGGGGACAGGGUGGGGGGGGUGAGUGGGGACUGGCUCUUUAUCUUUCCCCCUAAGGGGUCCCCUGCCCAGGGAUCUGGCCCUUUUUUCCCAUACACAGCUCACAGGCUGCAUACGUGCAGGGGGUGAGGGGUGCUGGGAGCCAGCCACCCCUACCUCACCCCAGGCCCCUCUCCAGUGGUGACUUAGCACACAGUGGGGAGGAGGGCAGGCAAGCAGCCUCCCCAGGGCAGGGUCCUGGCUAGUGGUGUGGGCAGCCGGAGGGGAGGGACAGCCCCGUGCUCUAGUUUCUAGGCAGUUAGGCCUAGAGUUGGAACAUGUGUUGGGUUGUUCGUUUUUUUGAAACUUCAAUUAUGAUUUUUAAAACAAUAAAAAGUUCUCCAAAA
Urocitellus parryii (Arctic ground squirrel) is the source of this 2188-nucleotide messenger RNA. RefSeq names its product proteasome 26S subunit, non-ATPase 3 (gene Psmd3). Gene Ontology annotation, molecular function: protein binding; enzyme regulator activity. Gene Ontology annotation, biological process: ubiquitin-dependent protein catabolic process; regulation of protein catabolic process. Gene Ontology annotation, cellular component: proteasome complex; proteasome regulatory particle, lid subcomplex. NCBI's taxonomy places the organism in Eukaryota, Metazoa, Chordata, Mammalia, Rodentia, Sciuridae. The record is from RefSeq and is a predicted model, not a curated record.